Messenger RNA from Laetiporus sulphureus 93-53, 1907 nucleotides. Its product is annotated as T-complex protein 1. The record is from RefSeq and is a predicted model, not a curated record. Bases 59 to 1723 code for a protein of 554 amino acids. Gene Ontology annotation, molecular function: ATP hydrolysis activity; ATP binding; ATP-dependent protein folding chaperone. Gene Ontology annotation, cellular component: chaperonin-containing T-complex. NCBI's taxonomy places the organism in Eukaryota, Fungi, Basidiomycota, Agaricomycetes, Polyporales, Laetiporaceae. Gene Ontology annotation, biological process: protein folding. The transcript is spliced from 8 exons.
UGACUCUUGACUGCUCCUGCUCACUUGCAUCUCCUCGUCUCAACCUCAACCUCUCAGCAUGUUUCAACGUGACCCUCGUGCUGGCGCAUUUCUCGGAGGCGACAGGGUCUCUGGGCAAGAUGUCCGUGACCAGAAUGUCCUUGCUGCACAAACGAUCGCAAACAUCGUGAAAAGCUCUUUAGGACCUAUGGGUCUGGACAAGAUGCUGGUGGACAACAUCGGAGAAGUCACAAUCUCUAACGAUGGCGCGACCAUUUUAUCUCUUCUUGCUGUCGAGAGCCCUGCGGGAAGAGUAUUUGUGGACCUUGCGCAAAAGCAAGAUCGGGAAGUAGGCGAUGGCACGACUUCGGUUGUACUCAUAGCUGCCGAGCUGCUGAGAAGAGCAAAUGAGCUCGUGAAGCAGAAGAUCCAUCCUACCACCAUCAUCACAGGUUACAAGCUUGCAUGCAGGGAAGCAUGCAAGUUCAUGCAGGAUCAGCUCAGUGUGAAGGUUGAUGCAUUGGGUAGAGAGGCCUUGAUCAACGCUGCAAAGACCAGCAUGUCCAGCAAAAUCAUCGGCGGUGACGAUGACUUCUUCGCUCCUAUGGCGGUAGAUGCGAUGUUAGCGGUGAAGACCAUCAACAGCCGUGGAGAUGUCAAGUACCCAGUGAAAGCAGUGAACAUUCUGAAGGCGCACGGUCGAAGUGCUCGGGAAUCCGUAUUUGUCAGAGGAUACGCGCUCAAUUGCACGGUUGCGAGUCAAGCGAUGAAGACUCGCAUCACAAAUGCCAAGAUCGCCUGUCUAGAUAUCAAUCUACAGAAGGCACGUAUGCAGCUCGGUGUGCAGAUUCUUGUGGAUGACCCGAAUCAAUUGGAGGACAUCAGGAAAAGAGAAGCUGAAAUCACGCUAGAGCGCAUCCGUAAGAUUCUCGCAGCAGGCGCGAACGUGGUUCUCACAACAAAGGGCAUCGACGAUCUCUGUCUCAAGGAGUUCGUUGAGGCUGGUGCAAUGGCUGUUCGCCGGUGUCGGAAGGAAGAUCUUCGCCGCAUCGCCAAGGCCACGGGCGGUACGCUUAUGUCCAGCCUUGCAAACCUGGAGGGCGAGGAGUCGUUCGAGCCCAGCUACCUUGGGACCGCCGAUGAAGUCGUGCAGGAACGCAUAUCAGACGACGAACUAAUCUUGAUCAAGGGUACGAAGGUGGUCAGCUCAUCAUCGAUCAUCUUGAGGGGUGCAAAUGACUACAUGCUGGACGAGAUGGAGAGGGGACUGCACGACACUUUGUCUAUUAUUAAGCGCACUUUGGAGAGCGGCUCGGUGGUGCCUGGUGGAGGGGCGGUUGAGACAGCAUUGUCCAUCUAUCUUGAGAACUUUGCGACGACACUGGGUUCGCGGGAACAACUCGCUAUCGCAGAGUUCGCAAGUGCUCUUCUCAUCAUCCCCAAAACCCUUGCUGUCAACGCUGCGAAGGAUUCUACGGACCUCGUCGCGAAGCUCCGCGCGUAUCAUAACGCAGCACAGAAUGCGCCUGCGGGCGAUCCGAAGAAGGCACUCAUGCGCUAUGGUCUCGACCUUCUGAACGGCGAAGUACGAGACAAUGUCACUGCGGGAAUUCUGGAACCGACUGUGAGCAAAGUGCGCAGCCUGAAGUCGGCGUUUGAGGCUGCUGUAUCGCUUCUGCGUAUUGACGAUGCAAUACAAUGUGUACCAGAAUCUAAGGGUGAGCCAGAUCCCCACGCACACUGAGCCUCGUUGGGGUGGAGGGAGAAACGAAGCUGCAGAAUAUGCAUACGGUGGACAAGUAGGGUAGUUCGUCAUUCUUCCGACUUGUUGCGUAUAUUGUACAUCAUCUCCGGCGUCGCACUCAUGGAGACUUGCAACUCUGUAUAUGGUCGGAUCACAUAAGUUACAAGCACGGGCCACAUCAGAC